This is a messenger RNA of Eurytemora carolleeae, 7050 nucleotides long. Its product is annotated as trichohyalin. The record is from RefSeq and is a predicted model, not a curated record. NCBI's taxonomy places the organism in Eukaryota, Metazoa, Arthropoda, Copepoda, Calanoida, Temoridae. The transcript has 5 exons. Bases 287 to 6925 code for a protein of 2212 amino acids.
CUAUAAGACCCCGUGGAUGAAGAAUGGUGUAGGGAGUACAAAAUGAUUAUGAAGAAUGGUGUAGGGAGUACAAAAUGAUAAUGAAGAAUGGUGUAGGGAGUACAAAAUGAUAAAAACCGCAAAUUCUCAGAAAUUCAUCCUCAACCAGUUCUGUGAUAACCAACUUCCAUGCGUUGCUAAAUUUAAGUCCUAAAAUCUAAACAAGGAUGUUAACAACCCCUGUGGUCCACACGUGUAAACUCAUUUAGAAAAUAAUUCACAAAUAAAUUAUUAGUGCUGUCCAAGCAUGGCGUCUGCUUUGAAAAAGUUCCGUCAACUAGAGAAACAGUCUGAAAAUGUUCCACCACCCUCCUCUGCUGCUUCAAAACCACAGAGAAAGAAGCAGCCAGCUCUCUAUCAACAUAUUUCUCUCAAAUUUGAAAAUCAGGAAGAAGCUCGUAGACAAAGAGCACUUGAUCUCAGACAGAUGAGAGAGGAGGAGCGCCGGAUGAAAGAAGAGGAAGAAAAAAGAAGAAAAGAAGAGAAAGAAAGAUUAAAAAAAGAACAAUUAGAAGAAGAAAAAAGAAAAAAGGAAGAAGCAGAGCAGAAGCGUGUUCAGGAGGAAAUUGAUCGUUUAGCUCGUGAAGCAGAAGAGAAAAGAAUUGAAAAAGAAAAACUAAAAGCAGAAGAAGAAAAGAAACUAAGAUCACAACUAACUGCAAAGUCAAUGUAUGAGCAAGCCUUGAACUCCAUGAGAAAUGCUCAAAAAUCUUUAAGUUCAGACAAAGUUGUAACUUUAAGAAAAGGAACAAUAAGUGAUAUUAGGAAUAAGAUAUUUGAAAAGAAAGCUGCAGAACAAAAACCUAUUUCUAAAAAGAUUGUACCAAAAAAGCAUAUAAUAACUGACAAUGAUAAAACAGUUAAAGAAAAUGAGUUAGUAAAUGAUGAAGAAGUUGUCAUGAAAGAAAUCACAAAGCUAGAAAACAAUAAAGCUGAUGAAACAAAUGUUGAAGAACAAAACAAACCUGAAAUUAUAGCUGCAGAUGAAUCAACUCAGAAAGAUGAUGGAAAAAAUAACAAGAGGCAGUCUUUUAUCAAUGAUUUUGCAGCUCUGGAAAAAACUUACAGAAUGUUAGGAAUUCACAAAGAAUCAGUGAAAUUAGAUGAAGAAAUUAAACCAGAGAAGAAGAGACAUGCAAGUGAAGGAAAAGCCAAGAAGAAAUCAAAAUCAAAAUCUAUCUCAGACAUGAAAAAGAAUGAAGAAGAUUUAGCAGUUAAAGUAGAAGUCAACAAGAUAAAAAUUGAUGCUCUUGAUAAAGGACAGUCUGAGGCUAAACGAAACUUUUUCCAAGACCUAAUCAAUGAGAAGAAAGGCCUGGUACCAAAGGAUGUAGUUUUAAAUGGGCCAAAGCUUAGAAAGAAAACAGAUCUUGUUUCAGCCUUUGAACAGAAAACAAGGGAAAGCACUAAAAGAAACAGUUUAAUCAAGGAAGAUGUAAAGGUUGAUGCCUUGUUAUUUUCAAAUUUUAUAAAUAAAUUUGAAACAGAGGAUCAAAGGGCUGAAGCAAAGAUUAAAAUAGCACAAAUAACUGCACAACAAAAGAAAUUUGAGGCUCGCAAAAGAGCAUUGGAGGAAGAACUUCGAAAGCGAAAAGAAGAAGAAGAAGAAGAAGAAAGAGUUUUGCAAGCUCAAUUAGAAGAGCAGAUAUUAGAGCAGCAAAUGAUGGAAGAAAAGGAAGAUAGAUUAAGAGCAGAAUAUGAAUUAAAGAAGGUCCAAACUGAACUUGAAAAUCAAUCCAAAGAGGAAAAAAAAGUUAAGAAAGUUAAAAAGAAAAAGAAGAAAGAUGAAAGUAAACCUGAAGAGUUACCUCAACUUAAAAUGGGAUUUUUGGAUUUUUCAGACAACAAAAGUAAGUUUGAACAGCUAAGAAAUAAGGAAGCACUUUCACCUGAAGUAAAACAAGUUAAAGUGAACAAACUCACAGUCAACCCAUUUAUACAAUCCAACUUUGAGGAUAAAAAAGAAAUAAGAAGUGCUCCGGUAAAAAUAAAUAAACUACAAAAAAAUAAAUUUAUCAAACAGCUUGAAAAAACUGAAACGCCAGCACUUAGAGAAGGCCCCAAAAAUAAAAUAUCUGACACCCAGAAGAAGGUUCAACCUGAAAUCAAGUUUGAAAGCAAAAAAAUCAGUGCUUCUAAAAAGGAAGAAAUUGUUGCUGAGACUACAGUUUUAAUGCCAAAAGUAAGAGGCAGCAAAAGUAUUGAAAAUCCCAUUCCUGGGAAAAAAGAAAAGAAACACUCCAGUACUCUUUCCUUGUUAUUUGACAAUACAAAGCAAUUCUUUAGAAAUUCCAAGGAAAAGUUAAUGAGAUUAUCCAAAGAAGCGUUGAAUGAGUUGGAAGAAAUGCAUUCCCCAGUAAAACCAACAACGUCGGAAAUGCAAAACUAUCUUUUAUCUCACGUACUCUUUGAUAAAGCAGAGGUGCAAAGUAAACCCCUUAAGGAAAUAUCUUUAACUAAAGAAGAAGAGUUUGAUCUUUAUUUGGAUAAGGAAUAUAAAGACAAAAUUGAGCAAUACUGUUCUCUUGUUGAAGAAAGUAAGCCAAGAAAACCCAAAAAAGUUUCUAAAAAAGAGCUUCCUCAAAUAAAACUAGUGGAGGUUAAAUCAAUUCAGGAACAACUAAGGAACCAAUUAGAAAGAACAUCAGAGAAAAGAGGAAUAAAUGAAGAAUUGGAAAACCUUGGUAACAGGAGAGUUAAAGAAAUGAAAGAACUUUUAACAAUGGAACUUGAAAAAAACAAGUCAGAAGAAAGACAAAGAGUUAAGCCAAAAAAGAUUAACAACAGCAUAUUAAACAAAAUUAAAUCACUGGAACAAGCUGAAGAGGAGAGAAUAAAAAGAGAAAAAGAAAAUGAAGAACGUAUUCAAAAACUUGUAGAAAAAGAAAUGCUACGGGAGGAAAAGCGCAGAGAAAAAGAAUUACAAGCAAAAGGGGAAAAUGACGAACAAGAUGAAGAUGAGGAUGAAGAUGAUGAUGAAGAUGAGGAAUUGAAAAGAGAUAUUAGAAUAAGAUUGGAAGAAGAAUUAGACAAUCUAGAAGAGGAACAAAGAGAACUUGAAACAACAGAAAAAAUGUUGAUUGACGAAGAGAAGGCAUGGGAAGGUGAUGCUCAAAUAGAGAGAGAGGAAAUAGAAGAUAAUUUGGAAAUAAAAGAAAUUAAGGAAGACAUCAUAGAGAGAAGAAAAAAUGCUGACCACAGAAAAAAAGUUUUGCAACAGUUUCAGCAUAUAUUUGACCAUAAUGAAAAUGGCCAAAAAAUGAAUGAUGAAUUUUCCUUGCAGACACAAGAAAAAGCAAGCAAGAAAAAAUUUGAAGACAAUGUUCUUUUUGGUGUGUCAGAUAUAAUAAUAAAAGUCAAGAACAAGUUUGAAGCAACCCCUGAGGAAAACAAUGAUUUUUAUAAAACAGAGGUAAAAAGAAAAUUAAAUGAUGCUGCUCUCCGAUUUGAAACAAUGAAAGCUGAUUCACCAGAGAACAUUCCUCGACAAAAAUCUGACAAGCAAUGGACCUGGAAAAGUAAGACACCACUUGAGUUGGAACUUGAAAACAUGCCAAAAAAGGAGCAGCCUGAUCUUUCAAAGAAACCCCAUGGCAAAAAAGGAUAUCAGGAAUUAAAAUAUGAUGAACUUCUGGAAGAUAUUAAUGCUGUCAAGCAAAGGCUAAAAGAACGCAAUAUUAACUUGGAAAAUGAAGAAAAAAUGGAAGAAAUGAAUAGAUUUAUGGAAGAAAUAAAGCAAAGUUUGAGAGAAAUUGAAAAUGAGGACACAGAAGACCUUGAAAUUAUCAAACCAACCAAUAAAAGAAUCAAAAAGAAAUCAGAGCCAAAGAAAAAUACAGAUGUUAAAAAGUCAGAAAGAUCUGCUCUUAUUCAAAAUCUGAAAAAAGAACUUUUCAUUGAAAAUCAGAGGAAAACAAACUCGUCAACAGGGACAGAUCUUGAGGACUUUAACAUUUCUGUUAAUUCAUUAAAAAAGAAAAUCACAGAAAAUGACUCAGCCUCUGAUGCCAGAGUUUCUUUGGACAAGGUUCCGUUAAAGUCAAAUUCAGGUGUUGUAUCCAAGAUUGCUGAAAUGCUUGUAGUCCCUGAUGAUUCAAUUAAGAACACUGACUUAAGGAAAGCUCCGAAGCUAUUGUUGAGGAAUACAACUCUUGAAAAUGAAGAUGAUUCCCCUCUAAAGACGUUGGAAGAGCUAAAGACAGAACAGCAAAAUAAAAAAUGGGCCUGGAAAGAGAAAGAGAUGUCAGAUUUGCAAGAUUACAUAAAAUCCUUUGAUAACAUAGUUCCAAAGAAAAUAAUAGAUCAGCAAAAGAAUCUACAAGAUCUUGAAGAAGAACUCAAUGUUGUUGAAUCAUUGAUAAGCAACAAGGAUACAGAUAUCAUUGUUCAAAUAAGAGAAGAAAAAGAACGAGAAUUCAAUAAUUUUAUGCACGGAGUUAAAUGUUAUUUAAGUGAAGAGACCAAAACUUCCGAGGAAGACAACUUUAAGAAGGGAAUGCAAUCUUAUCUAGAUCUAAUUGAUGAAAAAAAAACAGAACAUAAAAUGUACACUUCACCUCCUUUAAAGAACAACACCUUGAAUAAACUUAAAUCUAAAUUAUUUCAAGAAGACUCAAAAAGUACUGAGUCAACCCCACCAUCUCCAUUAGUAAGAAAACUUCCAAUGUCAGUAAUUAAUGCCAUAGCGACACCUAAACCCUCUGAGCUUGUAAAACCUACUUUAUCUCCAGAAAUAAGCAGUACUUCAACAAAGAUUGCAAAGAACCUGUUUGAAACCCAGAAAGAGAUUCCGAGUCCAGUGAUAAAAUCUAAAGGCCUUCAUCCAAGUGUAUUAAACCUAAAAAGGUCAAACAGUAACACUCUCAGAAAAAAUAUUCAAAAUCAAUUGAAAUACAAAUUGAAAACCAUUCUUGAAGUUCAUGAGUACAUCGAGAGUCAUGAAAACCUUUGUGUACCAACUGUCAUUGAAACUAUACAAAAGUUUAUCCUUGCCAAAAAAACUGAAGAUAAAUUAUCUUGCCAUCAAAAGUUUUUGGAGACCUCAAGGUUUUUUGUUGAGCAAAAGGCUAGGUCUGAAGAACAAAAAAUAUUCAAAGACAAUAUUGAGGCUUAUCUGAAGAUUAUUGAGAACCCAGACAAUCUUAGCAAUGGCACUCCAAAGCUUAAAAAGCAUGCCAGCUUAGAGGUUCAGCCCAACACAAAUAUUAAAAAGAAAGAGAUUCAAAUUUGCAGUAAUUCUGAGAGAGAACUUGAAAAAUAUAAGAUGUUAAACCCUGAAGAAAAACGAAAAAGCAUUUUACAGAAAUAUGGGUUUAAAGAUAGAAUUCAAGUUACAGAAAUAUCAGAUGACUCUGAUGACUCUGCUGAUGAAAAUAUAGAAGAAAAUGUAAAAGAUCUAUCAGACAAUGAACUUUGCCUAAAGUAUGGCCUUCCUCUAAUUUACAUUCCUGAAGAGAAUAAACAAGAAAGUUCAUCAAAUUCUAUCAUUGGGUUUAAGAACCUUCUGUCUAAGAUAAGACAGGUUUCUGUUGGUAAACAAGGAGAACAUGUUUAUUCACCAACAAUUCAAAGGAAAGAUGAAAGACUUGAUAAUAAACCAGUCCCUGGAUCUGCAAGCAAAAUUAAGAAUAUCUUUGAGACUCAAGAAACGCACAAGUCAGAAAGCAGCUCCAUGACUCCUCAUAGACAAGUGGAUUUGGAGAUUUUUAACAGUGGGAUAAAUAGUAGGAUUAAAAAACAGUUUGAACAGCUUACACCUUCUCCAGAAUUAGUUAGAAAAUUCCCCACCAUGAGCCUGCAAAAAAGUUCUACUGUUUCAAAUAUUGGGUCAAUGUUUGAAAAUUUCAAGGAAGAUGAAAAUUCUGUAAAUAAUAGCCCCUCUCUGAAUGAAAACAGACUCUUGUCUAUAGAGAAAAGUAGAUCUUUCUCAAAAUUCAAGAAUGCAUUUGAGGCAGGAGUUGGACUAAAUGAUGACGAAGAACCUGAUAUGUCUGAAAAUUAUGCAAAAGCUGGAGUGAAGGCUGAGCUAAAUGCUUUGAAGUCAUCCAGCAAAAUUCAAAGAAUGUUUAGAAUUAACAGAUCUAAUUCAGAUGUAGAACACAGCCCACGAAAAGAAAGAGAAUUGGAUGAGAAAACAUUGCAUGAAAUAUCAAAAUCAAGAAGUGAAAUAACUAACAUGUUUGAGUCCAAAAUCCCAAAGAUUACAUUUGGGGGAAGUAAACCAAAGAAAGCUUCUGAACCUGUAAAACCCAAAGUGAAAAAAGAAGAAUCUAGUGAAAAUCGCAAAUGGGUCUUUGACACAAUACAAAAGUACUUUGACGUUAUAGUAGAAGAAGAACAGGAGGAAGAAGAAGAAGAUGAAGAGGAGGAUCCAGAUAAUAAUGUUGAAGAUGAUGAUGAAAGUGAUUACACAAGUGCAGAAGAAGAACUCCAUGAACCAACUGUUUCUGGAAGAAUUUCUGUUCUGAAAGAAAUUGAUGUUUCCGCUUUCUUCCAAAAUAACAAGCCAGCAGACAAAGUAGUAACUCCCAUCAUUUCAAAGAGAAAAAUUUCAAUUGAUGAUUUUGUUGAUGAUGCUGCUAAACAGUUUGAUGAAAUGACAGAUGGUUCAAACACAAGUCUGGAUGCUCUAAACAAAAAACCUACAAAAGGUGUAAGCUGGCAAAACUUAAACCAACUCUCAAAAUCAAAUUCAAGCACAAAAAUCAGGGGACUGCUAACAUCUGUAGUCCAUGGCUCAGCCAACAACUUAAACUUAAAUACUUUUAAAUCUAAUCUCCUGGCCCAUCUCAACUCUAAAAAUAGCAGUCUGAAGGUGAACACUAAAAACUAUGAUCCUGGCGUCGCAGACGAUUCAGAUUCUGAAUAUUCCGAAUAUGAUGAUUAGAGUUUUAAUCUUAGAUUUAUAUUGUAUUUCUUACAAAAUUGUCAGGUUUUUUUGUGAGAAUAAUUAAAAAUUGCAUCAUUUAACAAAUUUGGAAAAAAAAGUUUAAAAUAUUUAUUUAAUUUAAA